AUGAUGGAUCCCGAUUUGAUCAGAAUCGCUCAGGAGCAGAUGAGUCGCAUGUCCCCUGCUGAGUUGGCUCGGAUCCAACAACAGAUGAUGUCUAAUCCAGAGCUGAUGAGGAUGGCCUCGGAGAGCAUGAAGAACAUGAGUUCUGAAGACUUUAAACUUGCUGCUGAGCAGUUAAAGCAUACCCGUCCGGAAGAAAUGGCUGAGAUUGGGGAGAAGAUGGCUAAUGCCUCCCCUGAUGAAGUGGCAGCUAUGCGAUCCCGGGUUGAUGCCCAGAUCAAAUAUCAGUUGAGUGCAGCUGAGAUGUUGAAGAAGCAGGGCAAUGAACUUCAUAGUCAAGGAAAGUUCGGUGAAGCUUUGAAGAAGUAUAUGCUUGCUAAAGAAAACAUUAAAGAGAUUCCAUCUUUCCAAAGUAGAAAGCUUCUUUUGGCAUGUUCUCUCAACUUGAUGUCCUGUUACUUGAAGACAGGGCAGUAUAAUGAAUGCAUAAAAGAAGGUUCUGAGGUUCUGGCAUAUGAGGCGAAGAACCUUAAGGCUCUGUAUCGAAGAGGUCAAGCAUAUAAGGAACUAGGUCUAUUAAAUGAUGCUGUUUCUGAUCUGACCGAGGCACUUGAAGUGUCCCCUAAUGAUGAUAUAAUUGCAGAGAUUUUAAGGGAUACCAAGGAAAAAUUGACAAUGGAAGGUGGUGAGCAAGCAUCUAGAAGAACGGGACUAGUAAUUGAAGAAAUAACUGAAGAAGUUGAGCAUGUGCCAUCUGGAAGCUCUUCUUCGAAACAAACAAUAGUUCAACCGAAAAAAUCUGGUGACUCCUCUAAGAGUAGCAGUACUGCUAACAAUGGAAAUCCAAAAUCAAAUGUAGACAGUUUCGAAGCAUUGAGAAAAGAUCCUGAAGCUGUCAGGUCAUUCCAGAACUUCAUUUCAAACACCAAUCCUGCCACGCUGGCUUCUUUGAAUGCUGGACAAUUCAAAGAUGUAUCCCCAGAUAUGAUCAAAACUACUUCUGAUAUGAUUAGUAAGAUGUCGCCCGAUGAACUGCAAAAAAUGCUUGACAUGGCUUCUUCAUUUCAAGGGGACAAUCCAUAUUUCAGAGGAGGUCCCCCUGAUUCUUCUUUCAACCCAGGAUCAAUGCCUCCCAAUGUGACACCUGACAUGUUUAAAGCAGCAAGUGAUAUGAUAAGUAAAAUGCCAGCUGAUGAGCUUAAGAAGAUGUUUGAAAUGGCAUCCUCACUGAAAGGGAAAGAAUCUAUUCCAUCGGCGGCAGCAGUAGAUGAGAUCAAAAGAAAUGUUUCUCAGUCGAACUUCCCAUCAUCAAGUACUAAUGAAACUAUUAAUUUUGGGGAAUCAAGUUCUUCUCAUAAUGUGUUUCCAAAUAUGAGAAGUGCUUCUGAGUCAAACUUUUCUUCCUCAAGUACUGAUCUACAAGAACAGAUGAGAAACCAGAUGAAAGAUCCAGCUAUGCGGAAGAUGUUCACAUCCAUGAUUAAAAAUAUGAGCCCAGAAAUGAUGGCAAACAUGGGUGAACAAUUUGGUGUUAAGCUUUCACCAGAAGAGGCAGCAAGAGCUCAGGAAGCCGUGUCAUCCAUGUCACCAGAGAGCUUGGAUAAAAUGAUGCUUUGGGCAGACAGGGUUCAAAGAGGAGUUGAAUCUGCAAGAAAGACAAAGAACUGGUUGCUAGGGAAACCUGGCAUGAUCUUUGCAAUAUUCAUGCUCAUUUUGGCUGUUAUUCUUCACCGGUUAGGCUUCAUUGGUGGCUAG
Messenger RNA from Sphenostylis stenocarpa, 1752 nucleotides. The record is from the annotation of a GenBank genome assembly. NCBI's taxonomy places the organism in Eukaryota, Viridiplantae, Streptophyta, Magnoliopsida, Fabales, Fabaceae.